AUGCGCAUUCGCAUCCGCGAACAGUUAUGCCUCCUCAUCACUGUGACUACCUUGCUGGCAUUGACCGUCUUGGCCGUAUCAACAUGGGUCCAGACAGCCCGCUUCAUGAGGCGAGUCAGAUCGGAAACGCUCUGUGUGACCGCCAGUCUCAAGGCCACUCAGCUCGCAGAAGAGCUUGACAUGCUGAAAGACUUGGUACAGUCCGUGUCAACCCGUGAUACACUGCAAGAGUAUGUUCAUCAAUACAGCAAGGGAAAUCAUUCAGAGCAAGUCUUGAAAAGUAUUCAAGUUGACCUGGAACACGCCCUAUCAGGAGGGGCUGACCGAUCAAUCUUCCUCCAGGCUGCAGUCUUCCCCCCCGUUGCCGAUUCUCGCGACCAACAGUAUUCGAUCGUGAAUGUGACUGGAAUGGAAAUUCCGAGUACAGUCGAUCUGCCUCGCUGCCACGAAAAUGGGACAAGCUUGUGUCUAAGCGAUGACGGCUUCGUCUACCCGCCUGAACUCUAUCCAAACUUCACCUACAGCGACGAGAUGUCCAAUGUGACCCAUGUGUAUUACGAUGACAAGCCUUUGUUCCACGACUCGACUUUAGUGCUAGGACCUCUAGUUCUCGACACAAACACCUCGCUGGUCUCAAUGACGGUCGCAAUUAAUAGUAAGAGGCUUACUUUCCCUAGUGACAUCCUCGGCUGGCUGACGAUCGUGCUUGAUGCUGAAAUCCUUUAUGAUAUCACCACUUCCCGAGUUGGUCUGGGAGACACUGGUGAGGUUGUCGUCAUUGGAGCUACGCCACCAACCAACAAAUUCGCGGAACAGAUUGAUGGUCGCUCGGAAUCGUUGAAUGAAGAUGUUCCCGUCCACUUUGUCUUUCCUCCCUCUCCAGAUCGUCACCCGACCCGGGCCAACGACACUCAGCUGCCCUUUUUAAUGAAGGAUUAUCCCGCAGUGCUUGCUGCGUGGUCGGAAGAUAAUGAAGAACUCAACAACGCCGGUGCUAUCAUGGCCAGUCGUAAUGAAGAGAACUUCCGAGUCUCGGUGGGUUAUGCUCAAGUUACUUCGCCUAUGGUCGACUGGGUUUUGGUCUUUGCUCAAAGCCGGGGUGAAGUCUAUGCGCCAAUCAACAGCCUGAGGAAUACAGUUCUGGCGUGCAUCCUUGGCUUGGGAGGCGGCAUAAUUGUGAUAUGUUUCCCUAUUGCCCAUUACGCGGUGAAACCGAUCCAUGCCCUGAAACACGCCACCCAAAACUCGGUCAUGACGUAUGAAGCAUAUGUGCCAUCCGAAAAGUCCUCCGAUACCGAUACUGAACACACUGUUAUCGACGGAGCAGCUGCAACAACAGAAAAGGGCCACGUGCCUCGAGUCCGUCAGCGCUCGGAAAAGAGACAGGCCCGUUCCCGCGCAGUUAGACGAUUUCAAAUCCCAGAGAGGGUACCGGAACACCGCCAUAUAAUAUUUGAUGAGCUGACGGACCUUACUGCCACGUUCAAUGAGAUGUCGGAGGAGCUCGCGCUUCAAUAUGCCAAACUCGAAGAACGAGUAAGAAGUAGGACUGCAGAGCUUGAACAGAGUCGCAACGCCGCCGAGACUGCUAACCAAAGCAAGACCCUGUUCAUAGCCAAUGUGUCUCACGAAUUGCGAACUCCGUUGAAUGGCAUCAUCGGCAUGUGUGCUGUAGCGAUGCAGGAAGAGGAUAUCGUGAGAAUUCGGGGGUCGUUGAAAAUCAUCUACAAAUCAUCUGAUCUUCUGCUUCAUCUUCUGAAUGACUUGUUGACAUUCAGUAGCAGCUCCUACGGCCGGAAACUGGCGAUUGAGGAAGGCACUUUCCGUCUUGUCGAUAUUGGGACGCAGCUGGUGUCGAUUUUCGAAAAGCAGGCGAAUGACGCGAAUAUCAGUCUCAGGGUGGUCUUCAUUGGCGCACAACGAGACAAUGAACUGGAUUUGGAUGCUGUCCAGGACACUAUUGUUGCACGGGGAGACACAAUUGGCAAUCUAGCUAGGAUCAAAACAAGCAUGCUUGCGAAAGGACCUGGGGACACUGGAGCCCUGCGCGAAAUUGGUCUUCGAGGCGACAAGAAUCGUAUUCUACAGAUUCUAAUGAAUCUGGUAAGCAAUGCGCUCAAGUUUACGCCUUCUGGGGGGUCUAUUGAAGUGAGAAUCAAGUACCGGCAGCUCAUAGAGUCAGCCGCAAUGCCCGAGGUCAUCUACUCGAAUCGAGGAUCGCCAGCGACUACGCUGACCAAUCCCUCGAGCUCCAAGGCCCCUACUGAAAUGGAGCCGUUAGUUUCGUCUAUGCAAGGACUCAUGUUUGACUUUGUUGUGGAAGAUACUGGGCCAGGCAUUCCAGAGCGCUUGCAGCAGGAGAUAUUCAAGCCUUUCGUCCAAGGCGAUGUGGCCUUGAGCAAGAAACACGGUGGCACAGGACUGGGCCUGGCGAUUUGCUCACAACUUGCAGAGCUCAUGGGCGGGACGAUCGUUCUUAAAAGCACGGUCGAUAUUGGGAGCACGUUCACCCUUUCUCUUCCUCUACGUUAUACCAAGGAGCAUGUCCCGUCGGUAUCUGGCUCACUUGCUCGACCUCACUCGAACAAAGCUGCCAGUCUGGUGAACAGCGUCCAGUUUGAGACGUUCAGCGCACGAUCUCGAAUGUUUCGAGAGAUGCGUUCCGCACGUUCCACUCGUGCCUCGUACUAUUCUCAGGACAAAGAGUCACAAUUGGAUGCUCCACGGUUGGUGGGAUUCUCUCAGCCUUAUCUUGUUGACGGCGAUCAAGGAAUGGAGCCUGCUGAUCUCACGACAAGUCCAACUCUACAUAACCAUCGACAUAAUUCGGAUCCUGAAACAUCAAGGCUGGAACCUAUCCAGUCCGUCGCUUCCCCCCUCCAAACACCGUUUUCUGAGAUUUCAAACACACAAAAGGAAAAGCAAAUUCAACCAAAAGAUUCCGGUCCCUCCACGGCUCAAAGGCCUCCCGAUCUGCUGAAUCUCAGAAUUCUGGUGGCCGAGGACAAUAGUGUGAAUCAGCAGGUCAUCCUGCGGCUCCUUGCUCUUGAAAAGGUAGGCGAUGUCACGUUGGCAGAGAAUGGCGAGGAAGCUGUGGAAAAGGUGCAGCAGUCCCUCGAAGCCGGUGCACGGUUUUCAUUGAUCUUCAUGGACAUCCAAAUGCCUAAGAUGGACGGCAUCGAAGCUACCAAACAGAUACGAGGAAUCGGCUGUGACGUACCGAUUGUGGCAUUGACGGCGUUUGACCACGAAACAAAUCGGAACGCGUGUCACGCUGCGGGAAUGAAUGGUUUUCUUCCCAAGCCGAUCAAAAGGACUGCUUUAAAGAAAGUUCUUGAGCAGUACAAGCCUGUCAACGAGAACGAAGCAAACGAAAUUUGAGACACAUCCUAGUUGCAUUAUUCAGAAUGAGGAUUGCAUUGAUUUCCACGAAAACAUGUCAUAUACUCGGAGAUUUGGAGUCAUUGUUAUGUGGGGAGAGUGGCGGAUUUCUGGCAUAUUCCUCUCACUGUAUCUUGCAUGUCCAGGCACAAAAUUUGGCUACUGUCUACCAAAAU
Molecule: messenger RNA, 3557 nt
Organism: Exophiala mesophila
Lineage: Eukaryota; Fungi; Ascomycota; Eurotiomycetes; Chaetothyriales; Herpotrichiellaceae
Exons: 7
Coding region: 1-3381 (1126 amino acids)
Biological process (GO): phosphorylation; phosphorelay signal transduction system
Molecular function (GO): phosphorelay sensor kinase activity
Source: RefSeq, a predicted model, not a curated record